UUUAGAGUAACGGAGAGAGAGAGAGAGAGGGAGAGAAGCUGAAAGAAACCCUAACCCUAAUUCGCACGUACACACAAAUCAAAACUUUUCCAGAGAGAUAAAUGUCGCAUUCGCCGGAGAGAAAUUCAAAUGCGAAACCGCCAUUGGAGAAGUCUUCGAAGCUUUAUCAACAACAACAGCAGCAACAGCAUGAGGAAGCGCUGAAGCAUGUCAUAUCGAAGAUGCAGCUUCUUCACUCCGCUGUCUCUUCUUCUCCAUCACCUUCCUCUCCUCUCUCCGAAUCCGACCUCUCCCUUCCUCCCCUGGACCCUCCGGCACCCGAUUCCACCUCCCUCCUCUCCGAUGAGCUCCUCCUCUCGAUCUUCUCGAAGCUUCCCCUCUCUCAGUACUCCCACAACUCCCUCGUCUGCAAGCGCUGGCUCUACCUCCACGGCCGUCUUCUCCAAUCCCUCAAAAUCCUCGAUUGGGGCUUUCUCGAUUCGGGUCGGGUCUCCGACCGGUUCCCCAACCUCACCGACAUCGACCUCGUCCACGCCUGCAUCCGCUCGCCGAGAAACUCCGGCAUCCUCGUCACACGCAAAACGGUGUCGCUUCAUCUGGAUUCGCUCUUCACGCCGAACGAUGGCGGGUUUAUUGAAGAAGGCGACGUUUUGAAGUCGAGUGUGAUUGACCAAGGGCUCGGCUUGAUUGCGAAUUGGUACCCGAAUCUCCGGAGAUUGGUGGCGAUUGGAGCGAGCGAGAGCGGGCUGCGGAGUGUCGCCGAGGAGUGCCAGACAUUGCAGGAAUUGGAGCUGCAUUGUUGCGGGGACAUGGCAUUGAAGGGGAUUUUGCAAUGUAGGAAUUUGCAGAUCGUGAAAUUGAUUGGUUGUUUUGGUGGAUUCUACGGCUCGGUGGUUUCAGACAUUGGAUUGACAAUUUUGGCGCAGGGGUGCACGCGGUUGGUGAAGCUCGAGCUCUGCGGGUGCGAAGGCAGCUACGACGGGAUCAAGGCGAUCGGGCAGUGCUGCCAAAUGCUCGAGGAUUUGACGCUGUGUGAUCAUAGGAUGGAGGGCGGGUGGCUGGCCGCGCUUUCUUAUUGCAUGAAUUUGAAGACUUUGAAGCUCAAGUCCUGCAAGAACAUCGAUUUGUGCCCCGGCCCGGACGAGCAUUUGGGGUGUUGUCCUACCAUUGAAGAGUUGCAUUUACAGCAGUGUCAAGUGAGGGAUAAGCAGGGCAUGAAGGCGCUGUUUUCGGUGUGUGAGGCCGUCCGAGAUGUCGUCUUUCAGGACUGUUGGGGCUUGGCGGAUGAUGUAUUCAGCAUCGCCACUAUCUGUAGGAGGGUGAAGCUGAUAUCAUUGGAAGGAUGCUCCCUGCUGACAACAGCAGGAUUGGAAUCUGUAGUUCUAUCAUGGAAAGAGCUUCAAAGACUUAGAGUAGUUUCAUGUAAUAAUGUAAAAGACGUCGAGGUCACUCCUGCCCUGGCAUCCUUGUUUUCUAUCCUCAAAGAGUUGAAAUGGCGGCCGGAUUCCAAAUCUCUCUUAACGUCGAGUCUCGCAGGGACGGGAGUGGGAAUGAAAGGUGGUAGGUUUUUCAAAAGGCUAAAACCUUGAGAUUGGUGGAUUCUUACUUGCAUUUAGAUAGUUUACACUGCAACUCCCAAACAGAGAUGGAUAUUAGAUAGUUUUUUCACCUUUUGUAAUUUAGAUGUUGAGCUUCAGGAAUCAGGAUGA
Molecule: messenger RNA, 1709 nt
Organism: Morus notabilis
Lineage: Eukaryota; Viridiplantae; Streptophyta; Magnoliopsida; Rosales; Moraceae
Product: F-box protein At5g51370
Exons: 2
Coding region: 102-1589 (495 amino acids)
Biological process (GO): SCF-dependent proteasomal ubiquitin-dependent protein catabolic process
Cellular component (GO): SCF ubiquitin ligase complex
Molecular function (GO): protein binding
Source: RefSeq, a predicted model, not a curated record